Suillus subaureus is the source of this 594-nucleotide messenger RNA. RefSeq lists its product as uncharacterized. The record is from RefSeq and is a predicted model, not a curated record. NCBI's taxonomy places the organism in Eukaryota, Fungi, Basidiomycota, Agaricomycetes, Boletales, Suillaceae. The transcript has a single exon. The coding region runs from base 1 to 594 and encodes 197 amino acids.
AUGGGCUCUGCUAAUGCAGCAGCCAAUGAUGAUUCCGAGGAUGAUGCUGUGUUUGCAGUCAAUUGCAAGUCCUCCUACUCAAUCCCUAGUCUGCUCUCCACUGAAUCAUCAGAUGACAACAACAAAGAAUGGACAAACUUCAUCAGCACUAAUGAAGAUUGGUUCUUGGACAUAGAUAAAAAUGAUGUACCAUUAAUGAGUAAUUGGGAAACUGACAUAGCAGUCCCUAGCAGUGGAAAUGACACUGACUUAUCCAUUGAGAUCACUGCUGAAGUCAUUAAGGACCAUGGUAAUGGCACCACUGUCAAGCUCUAUGACUCUGGUAUGAUGAAACAUACCUCCCCAUACCACAACCAAUUCAGAACCUUGACACCCAUUCCACCAAAAAUGUUUGCUGCUGCAAACAAGCACUAUUUUGAUGCCACUGGCAUUGGGGAACUCAUUAUUGAGGUCCCAAAUGGUGUUGAUGUGUCCAAAUUGACACUCACUGAAGUUCCUUACUCUCCUGCUGUUGGCUAUACUCUCGUCUCAAUCAGCCGCCUCGACAAGCUCAGGUACUCCAUCACCUUUGCUGAUGGUACCUGUACCAUUUGA